CAACUCAAUAUCAGAAACAAAAACAAUUUAAAAACGGGCAGAAGAUUUGAAUAGACAUUUUCCAAAGAGGAUAUACGGAUGGCCAACAGGCACUUGAAAAGCAUCGAAGAGAUGCGAAUGAAAACCACAGUGAGAUAUCACCUCACACCUGUCAGAAUGCCUACCAUCAAAAAGACCAUGAAUAAGAAUUGUUGACGAGGAUUUGGAGAAAAGGGAACUUUUGUGGACACUGUUGAUGGGAAUGAAAAUUGGUGCAGCCACUAUGAAAAACGGUAUGGAGAUUCCUCAAAAAACUGAAACCAGAACUACCCAUAUGAUCCAGCAAUUCCAGUCCUGGAUUUGUAUCCAGAGAAAAUGAAAACACUAAGUAGAAAAGACAUAUACGCUCCAGUGUUUAUGGCAGCAUCAUUAGCCAAGACAUCAAAGCAACCUAAGUGUCUAUCAACAGAUGAAUGAAUAAAGAAGGAAACUUUGCCGGCUAUAACUGUGGAGACUGCAAGUUUGGCUGGACCGGCCCCAACUGUGAUCAGAAGAAACCACUGGUUGUCCGGCAGAAUAUCCAUUCUUUGACCGCUCAGGAGAGGGAGCAGUUCUUGGGCGCCUUGGACCUUGCGAAGAACACCCCACACCCUGACUACGUGAUCACCACGCAACACUGGCUGGGCCUGCUCGGGCCCAACGGCACCCAGCCACAGAUCGCCAACUGCAGCAUUUAUGAUUUAUUUGUGUGGCUCCAUUAUUAUUCAGUUAGAGAUACAUUAUUAGGACCAGGGCGCCCCUAUAAGGCCAUAGAUUUCUCACACCAAGGACCUGCCUUCGUUACCUGGCACCGCUACCACUUGCUGUGGCUGGAAAGAGCUCUCCAGCGGCUUACUGGCAAUGAGUCCUUUGCUGUGCCCUACUGGAACUUUGCCACCGGGAGGAACGAGUGUGAUGUGUGUACAGACCAGCUGCUUGGGGCAGCAAGACCAGACGACCCGACCCUGAUCAGUCAGAACUCCAGGUUCUCCAGCUGGGAAAUUGUCUGUGACAGCUUGGAUGACUACAACCGCCGGGUCACCCUGUGUAACGGAACCUACGAAGGUUUGUUGCGAAGGAAUCAGGUGGGAAGAAACAGCGAGAAACUGCCAAGUUUGAAAGACAUAGAAGAUUGUCUGUCUCUCAAGCAGUUUGACAAUCCUCCUUUCUUCCAGAACUCUACCUUCAGCUUCAGGAAUGCCUUGGAAGGGUUUGAUAAAGCAGACGGGACCCUGGACUCUCAAGUGAUGAGCCUUCAUAAUUUGGUUCAUUCCUUCCUAAACGGGACAAGUGCUUUGCCGCAUUCUGCUGCCAAUGAUCCUGUUUUCGUGGUCCUUCAUUCCUUUACCGAUGCCAUUUUCGACGAGUGGAUGAAAAGAUUCAGUCCCCCUGUGGAUGCCUGGCCUCAGGAGCUGGCACCCAUCGGUCACAAUCGAAUGUAUAACAUGGUUCCUUUCUUCCCUCCGGUGACGAACGAGGAACUCUUUCUAACCGCAGACCAACUUGGCUACAGCUAUGCCAUUGACCUGCCGGUUUCAGUUGAAGGAACUCCCGAUUGGACCACAACCCUUUCAGUGGUUAUGGGGAUGCUGGUGGUUUUGGUUGGUCUUUCUGCGCUGCUGCUUUUUCUUCAAUAUAGAAGACUUCGAAAAGGAUACACACCCUUAAUGGAGACACAAUUAAGCCACAAGAGAUACACCGAAGAAGCCUAGAUGCUCACGCUUUAGCUGGAGAAGAGGCUCCCAAGCUGUAGUUGUGACCCUGACUGUGAGCAGACAUAUCCUCACCUUUGCUCCUUUAGUUGGAAAGCUUUGUAUUGUUCCUCCUGUUGCGGUGACGCUCCCAAGUACAGAAGAUGCCUAGCUGAAGUUUGCAUGCUUAACCAACAAGCUAAAGGGCUGGAGGGUAUCUCUGCCAUCAAAGCAAGGGAGAACUGAUGAUAUCUGAAAACAAUGCUCCAUAUUGAUUAAGCCUCCUCAAGUUUUCAGGCCACCCCAAAAGUCAAUAGAGUAGAUUCAGUGAAAUUUGCAGGUCAGUGUCAUUGGAGACUUGGAUGAGAUCAUGGUUCAGUCUUUCUUGGCCCACGGGUCUUCAUGUGUGAAGGCAUGGGGGAGGAGGAGGGCAGGUGCUACAUGGGUCUCCAAGGUCUCUUUUCGAUAUGAACAGCUCUGUUUUUAUUUUAGCUUUUUUGGGGCUGCACCUGCAGCAUAUGGAGUUUCCCAGGCUAGGGGUCAAAUUGGAGCUGUAGCUGCUGGCCUACACAGCAGCCACAGCAACACGGGACCGGAGUCUUGUCUGUGACCUACACCACAGUUCACGGCAACGCCGGACCCUUAACCCGCUGAGCGAGGCCAGGGAUAGAACCUGCGUCCUCAUGGAUGCUAGUCAGAUUCGUUAACCGCUGAGCCACGGUGGGAACUCCAGCAGCUCUGCUUUUAGAUGCCUUCCUGAUCAUCUUCCUGAGGCUUCUUCUUCUUUUCUCAGUUUUUUCCUUUCCAGCCUUUAAAUUGGCCUGGAAGAUGAAAAUAGGCCUUAUUUUCCAUAUAAGAUGGAGAAGGAAUGAAUGAUCAGUUUUAUUCUCUUUUGUGAACUAGACUUUACAGAUUUUGUCAAAAGUCUGCAGUUCUUAACAGACUUAUCAUGAGGUUCAAUAGCUAGAUAAACAUCAAUCCUAUAGCAGUAAAUGAGUAGGUGAGGGAUUAAAUUAUAGAGCUUUCUGUUUCGUUAAUAUACUUGCUUUAAACCUAUUAACAGUUAUAGUGUGGCUCUCUCCAGGUAAGGCUGCCUGAAGAAGGGUGUUGAGCCUAUAAUCCUGAACACGUGCUCUGAAGUCUCAUUCCUUUACCAGGCAGCCUCCGAUGAAAAAUUAUCCACAUGUAAUGCACUGGCUUCUUUUUAAGAGUCGAUUUCGGAUUCAUUAAGGCUGUGCAGUGCUAACAGUUACUCGUGAAUGCUAAUCAAUUCAGUCUUGUUGUUUAAAAGAAAGCCAUUCAUACAAAACAUAACAAUUCAGAAUUAAAUGGUUGUGAGCCGCUAAGUAAUCUUCAGAUCAUGAGAGAGAAGAAUGAGGCAGUCUUCAAAAGAUGUUUAGACUCAUCAACACGAUCCCUACUUCUGAGAAGUUAACUGUUUUUGAGAUUUCAAGGCGGUUUCCUCUGUUCAUAUCAGGUACCUCUACAUUAUCAGAUAAGAGUGAGGCCAAAGUUCAAGAAGGUGGCCCUUCCCUGCAUUCGUUUCAGACGCUCUCUACUGGAUUGCAUGUGUGUAACGAAUUGGAACCCUGAGAGCUGCCUUUUGUAAUGUGGGGUGGUGGGGGUACUACCCCCAGGAUGCAAGAUUUACCAGGCCCCCGUGUUAUCCCCUAGAAUAAGACUGCGGAAGCUAGGGAAAUGGACAAAGCUUAGUGUGGACUGAAUUUGAGUCUGGGUGAGUCUCAUAAAAUAUAUCUGAGAGUAGGAUCAUCAGAUGAGAAUCAAGACAGCCUAGAGUCCUGGAUGGGGUGAAGCUCUGCUUAGACCUUUUUAGCCACGGCCGUAUGCAUAGAUCCCAAUGGAAAAUUUCAGCAUUGCGUCAUUAACAUAGUCCUUUCUGGAAGCUUUAUGCUCUGAGCUCAGGGUUGUUGGGGAACACAUUUUUACAUCUUGUUUUGAAACCAAAAGAGACAUAUGCUAAAAUGAAGAUAUAACUGUGCAUGGUAGGUAUGUUCCUAAAAAGUUGUGUAUAAAUCAGUUAUACAUUAAAAGCACCAGGGGAAAUUACUUUUUAUAGAUGAACUAUUAUGAAUAAUUCUAUAAGGCACAUAACCACCUCUGGCUUAUCUUUCAGGUAUAUCAGAAUUUUCAUACAUCAUAUUAAGAUUUGUUUAAAAGCAAGAUCUAUCUGCAGCAGAAAUAAAGACUAACCAUUUAUACUUAGCUCCUUUAUCUAUGGUGCGUGCAACUUUUUAUAAAUAUUAUGUUUUAUGAUGUCUUCCUAAAAGAAAUAAUUUCCUGAUUUUGUAGUUCAUAUUAGAAGAAUAAAGUUUUCUAGCAUUUUCUAACAUUGCAAUAAAUCAACGAUGAAUGGCUUUCAGCAGAUCUAAAGGUGGAAUAAACCUGUAGAGUAAAAAAGUUGGUAUUUACUUACUGUGAACAUUAUGCAAAUAAACUCAGAAAAUAUCACUGAGCAUUGUAUGGCUAUAUAUCUCAAUGAUGGGAGGAAAAUUCCACCUUGAAGAUGAUAGAUUGUUUUAUGAGCUUCUACCCGCAGUUUUAGAAAAUUUGUAUAUGAAUUAUGAUUUUAAAAGAAGUGCUUGUAUAAAAUGAACAUUCAGACAUUUAGAAGUGAAAUCCAGUAACAUCUUUCCUUUGUGGAUUACAUUCUCUUCUAAUUCUAAAAUUCUUUGACAUGAGUUUGUGUCUGUCUUAGGGUUUUAACAUUGUUAAUUAUAAUAAUCCUAAUGAAUAAUUUUAAUCGCACAUUAACUUAUAUUCUGAUCUCACAAUAACAUUGUAUUUUACUUAUAAUGGCAGUUCAAGAAGUAGAAAACUUAUUAAAGAGGAAAAUGAAAUCAAA
Molecule: messenger RNA, 4572 nt
Organism: Sus scrofa (pig)
Lineage: Eukaryota; Metazoa; Chordata; Mammalia; Artiodactyla; Suidae
Gene: DCT
Product: dopachrome tautomerase
Biological process (GO): ventricular zone neuroblast division; positive regulation of neuroblast proliferation; developmental pigmentation
Cellular component (GO): melanosome
Molecular function (GO): dopachrome isomerase activity; oxidoreductase activity
Source: RefSeq, a predicted model, not a curated record